Messenger RNA from Menidia menidia (Atlantic silverside), 2357 nucleotides. The record is from the annotation of a GenBank genome assembly. Lineage: Eukaryota; Metazoa; Chordata; Actinopteri; Atheriniformes; Atherinopsidae.
UCCCUGCGCAGUUUCGGCUUUUCACAGCAUUUUGCAUGAAAGUGGCAAUCUGUGAGGAUUACCCAGUUUGAGGGCCAGAAAGGAUACUGUAGCUUGGGUGCUAAUUUUGACUCAAGGCAGAGCCGAGGACAUGGGAUCCGUUUCCAACCAGGAGUUUCCAGGAGUGUGUAAGACUGAGGAGGAUGAGGGACCGAGCACAGAGGAGGACUCGCAGUCUUUCCACGGGGUCGGCGUGUGCAAGUGGUUCAAUGUCCGCAUGGGCUUCGGAUUCCUGUCCAUGACCAGCCGGGAGGGAGUGCCGCUGGACGAACCGGUUGAUGUGUUUGUCCACCAGAGCAAGUUGCACAUGGAAGGCUUCCGUAGCCUUAAGGAGGGCGAAGCAGUCGAGUUUACCUUCAAAAAGUCAUCAAAAGGCUUGGAGUCGCAACGAGUUACUGGUCCAGGUGGCACCCACUGUGUGGGCAGUGAGCGGAGACCCAAAGGCAAAAAGGUCCAAAAGCGGCGUUCAAAGGGAGACAGGUGCUAUAACUGUGGAGGCCUGGAUCACCAUGCCAAAGAGUGCAAGUUGCCCCCCCAGCCCAAGAAGUGCCAUUUCUGCCAGAGCAUUGACCACAUGGUCGCCAGCUGCCCAAUCAAAGCACAACAGUCCUCACCUGGUUCUCAGGGAAAACCGUCCUCCUUAAAAGGAGAUGAAGGAGAGCCCUCGGGACCACCUCCCGAGACCUCUGAUUAGGCUGGAGAUCGGGCCACGCUGAAGCACAGAAGCCAAUCAAAAUGCUUUAAUGGCCAGGAGGAAGACACAAUCCUCUCCUGGCUUUUGAAGCAGUUUUUGGAAAUUCCUCAGGUUUAAAAAAAAAAAAAUACACACAAAGAAUGUUUUUCAUUUUUAUUUGUUGUAACACUCAGGAAUACUGCUGUUUCUUGCACUCAGGAAGCUUGCUAAAUGCAUUAAUCACUGCUGUUACAGAGGCUUGAGAUGGAAGGGUAAUGACGUAUAACGAGCGGUCUUGACAAGCUUUUGCUGAUGUCUUCUGACACCGUGCCUCUCUUUUAGGCUUUAUACAUCCUCUUUUUUUUGUGAAAUACUUAUUAUGUUCUUGUAGAGCUACACUUUUGCUGCCUUACCAAUUUAGUCUCCUUGCUAACACUGUUCACCAUCAACCAGAGUAGAGAUGUAACAGUAUCGCUACAAUGAAUGUUAGCUGGAGAGGAUUGGUGAAAAAGUGGGAUAGAAAAUAGCUAUAUGUAAUGGAUUGGCAUUUGUCAGCACAGUAUUGCAGUUGACCAUCCAGUUUACCUGGGGCCGAAUGAAUGUCAGACCAAAAGUGGUUUCCAGUUUUUGGUCAGUUAUAUAUAUAUUAAGAAUUUAAUUUUAACCAUUGAGCAUUUUGGCUCGUCUGGUCUACCUCACUGACCUGCUGCCCUACUGGCUGCUGGUAAACCAAAUAUUCUCAGGCUGCAGCUUUGGAGAUUCAUGAGUUUUGUUUUUGUUUUUUUAGGAGAGGGGAGGGGGGGAUUAAAUCAAAUCCUCUUUGCACUACAUCAUAUUCACAGACUGGCAUUAAUUUUGAUAUACCUGCCUAAUAAGUGACAUGACAAUGCCCUAAAAUCCAAUUAACUGUGAGUCAAGUGUCUUAGCUGCUGCUCAGGACACAUGUAUUUGAUGGUUACAGAUUAAAAACGGAAGCAUCAACACACACCUAUGACAUGUCCAGAAAAACAAAACUCAUGGAUUUAAGGGGGAGUUGUUAAAAAUGUUCAGUUUAGAGUGAUGACCAACCAUCAAACUGGAAACAAUCUAGAGGCUGUUGUGUCAGGAUUAAGUGGGAUAGUUGAUUUUGGCAUCAAGCUUCCCGUCUCAGCUGAAGUUUAAUGAACAAGGCCAUUGUUUUACUAGAUGGUUGAUAUCUGUUGUCAUCGCUUCUGACAGGGCGAUCAGGAUACUCUAAAAUCUGACCCAGAGAGGGCAGCAAAUCACAGCUUCUCAGCCUGAUGUCACAGUGUUGAAGUACUAUCAACCGUUCAUCUGCAAUGUACUGUUUUUAUUGGCUGCUGUAUUGGACUGCUGCUUUACCGGUACCUUAAUUGGAUGUGACAGAACUCCAGUCAAUGGCAUACAAUACUAACCACAUUACAUGUAUGACGUCAUAACGUACUUGAUCUGGACUAAGUUACAUAGAGGUCCAGCUAGCUCUCCUCUCAAUACUUGAAUGAAUAUGAGGCAGAAUCAGACAUGAUGUUGCCAGUUGGAAGGCUGGUGUUUUUCUUUAUAUCUAGUUUGAACCAUUUUUAGGUAGUUGUUUUAGGACUUUAACUCCCUAUAACCCAAAGUUGGGUGAUAGUUCAGGAACACCAAG